GCAUGGUGCAUUAUAUUACUGCCGCAUUAAAACGCUAUGCUCCUUUGGAAAACAUAAGGACGUCGCACUCAAGUAGCCUCACGUCGUAAUUGCAGCUUCGCACCAAAACACUCGACCAGCAGUCAAAUCCCGUUGGGCUACUGCUAUGGUGACACAGCCGUUCCAGGGCCUGGAUUAGUCUUGGGCAGUCCGCCUUCGUUAGCAGGAGCCUGUGCGCCAUGUCCUCUGAGGAGGUGCUCAAGCUAGCGCGUCUGCCGCGGCUUGAUACAAAUGCAAAGGCCAAGUGUGCUCGUAGCGUGGUGAUGGCCAACAUGCGCGCCUGGCUGCACACGCACGCCAUGGUUGGGAAGGUGGACAAGUUGCAUCCCGCCGUGGAGGGCAUGAUUGAGAAGUGGUUUGAGUUGGUGGAUGAUGACGGCAGCCGGACUCUGAGCCACAGCGAGUUGUUCUCCGCGCUCAAGGCCGCCAAGGUGCCGUGCGAUGACGCCACCAUCAAGACGCUCAUCGGCCUCAUGGACGUGAACAAGGACGGCAUGAUCGGCUGGGAUGAGUUCGAGAUGUUUAUGACGGAGGAGUUUGUGGCCGGCAAAAGUCUGCUGGGUGGCGAGUACCUGUUGCCCACUGGUGUGGCGCUGCCGUUCGGGGCCAUGGUGGACAAGCUCAGCCGCGACCGACUCAUGCAGGAGAUCAUGACGCCCGGAGCCAGCCGCAACCGCUGGGCUGACGUGGCUCGGGACCCGGAGGCGCUGUCCAAGGCUGUGUCGGGCAUUAAGAUGGCGGCGGAGGUGACGGCCGCCACCGCACCGCGCGGCGCGCCCUCGUCACAGCUUUCCGACGGCGGCGGAGGCGCGGAGCCGCUCACGCCGCGGCAGGCGCUCACUGCAGCCAUGUUGCAAGAGCUGGAGGCGGAGAAGGCCGCAGCGGCGGGAGCAGGCGGCAUUGCGUCGCCGGUGCCGCUUGCGGGGGCUGCGUCGAGCGGCGGUGUGCCGCCGCAACUCACUGCCCGCAACCCCAUGCACGCCAACCAGCCAAAUGGAACCCUGCUGCGUCGCUCGUUGAGUACCUCGGUGUCGCAGCACGCGCGAUCCGUCUCGCCGGGCCCCGGAUCGCCCGGUGGCAGCGCCGUGUGCCCCGCUCCCGGCUCCGGCGCGGCCACCGCCCGCACCAGGACAGGUCUGUCGCCGCUGCCGGCCAACGCAACUGCGGCAGCGGCCGUUGCCGCGGCAUCCGGGUCCGCCACCGCACGCUCGCCGUUUUCUGACUCGCCGCGCUCGAGCGCUGCCGGCGGCCACGGGUCCCGCCUGGUAUCACAGAUGGCAGCGCUGUUUGGGAACGGCAGCGGCAGCGGCAGCCCUGGAGGAGGUAGCAGCCGAGCGAACAGCUUCCGGCGGCGCAGCACGGGCCCUUUCAACGCGGACUUUGGCGCGCUGGCAGGGGCGACAGCAGCAGCGGGGAACGACUACCGCAGCAGCCCGGGCGGUCGGAGCCCCGGCGGCGCCUCCCCCGGCGGCGCCAGCAUGCCGCUGCCUCCCAUGCCUUACUGCUACACCGUCCACUCGGCUGCUCAGUCCUCCGCUUCACCAUCCAACAUCGCUGACGAACUCUGCCCCUUCGGUGGAGGCCCCGGCGAUGAGGAGUAUUACGAGGCGGACGGGCCCUUAGCCGGUGGCCGCCUGACGCCGGGGCGGCGGGAUGGCACUGCACCGGAGCUUCCGCGCGCACACAGCUGCUCCAAUCUCCUGCCCUCCCAGCGGUCACAGCUGCUGCUGCAGCGGCAGCAGAUGCAGGCGCAGCUGCCGAUCGUGCCGCCGCCGCUGACGGUGCCGCGGGGCGGCAGCGCCUGCAGCGGCCCGGCCUCGUCGCCGUUUGAGAGCGGCGGUGCCAGCAACCUCAGCAGCCCGGCGGCGGAGGCGCGGCGGCUGCCGCCGCUGCAGCUGCCGCCGCCGCCCGGCUGCCCCUCCUCGCCAUCACCCAGCAGGCAGCCAGCCGGCGAGGGUGACGACUGUCAGGGCGACACCGGGUGCGCAGGCCUGCCGUCAAACGGCAGCGGAGGGGGCGGCAUGAGGCAGCCCGAGCCUCCAGUGCUGGGGCCGCCGCCGGUGGGCUCCAGGACCGGUCGGCGGCGGUCCGUGGAGUGGCUCAGUCCGUUGGGCCGCCAGAAUAGCGACCUGCUUAGUCCCGUGUCGCCGGCAAUGACCAGCCGCGGCGGGGGCGCCUCGCAGCAGCUCAGCCAAAGGCCAUCCGACAUACCCAGUCCUCUCCGCCGAUCCAACACCUACCGCCAGGAGCCGCUGAGUCCGUUGGACAUGCCCGCGGCCGCUGGAUCCACCGGUGGCGGCAAUGCAGGCGGCAGCGGGGGCGCAAGUGGCAGCGGGGGCGGGAGUGCCAGAGCCAUCGGCCCGCCGCCGGCAAGCCGCGGACCCACUGAGAUGGGCAUCCUCGGCCCGCCCAGCCCAGUGUCGCCGCCCAUGCCCGUCGCCAGCGGCGCGGCGGAGUGGUCCUACAGCGGUGCCUACCCGAGCUCGCAGCCCUCGCCCUCAACGCUGACGUCCCCCACCGCCGCUUCGUCCCAGCACAGGCGUCCUCCGCAGCGGACUCUCAGCCUCGUCGGUCAAAUGGCGGAGCGCCUCGCAGAGGAGCGGAGGGCGGCGCAGCUGCAGGAGCUGGCAUCCGCCUCGGCCUCGGGCUACGGCACAGCACGCUCGCUGGCCUCACCCGGCGGCGCCGGUGGAGCCAUGUCGGGCUCAUUCGCCGCCGCUGCUGCCGCUGCAAACAGCGGCAGGGGCUCGCACACGGAGCCGCAGCUGCAUUUCGGCGACAGCGAGGACGGCGAGAGUGGCCUGGGCGCUCCGUGGGACGUUGGCGCCAGCGCCAGCGGCAGCAGCACCGCCAACAUGCGGUCCAUAAGCAGCAUCAACGGCAUGGGGUGGCCGGCGUCGGGAGGCCCUUCGGGGCUUGCGGCUGACGUCAGACGUGGCACACACACCGGGCAGCAGCAGCUGCCACGCGCCAGCAGCGACGCACACGGGUCAGGCGCGGCGGGCGCGAUGGCGCGCGCAAGCAUCCCGCCUCUCCACCUGGGGUCGCACGAGGACGCCGGUUUCGCGGCUGCUAUGCUGCAGGGCGUACCGACCUCGCGCCCUACCUACGGCGGCAAUGCGCGAGCGAUGCCAGUGCUCACGGACGCGGCCGGCAUGAACGGCUACAUGCGGGAGCGGCUGCUGGGUGCUGGAGGCUCCGGCACCCAGCAGCCCCCGGCGGAGGCGCUGUCGCCGCAGGCGGGCCUGCCGCCGCAGCUGCAGCUGCAGCACCCAAGCAACAAGUUCCUGGCUGCAGCGGCGGCAGCUGCUGCCUCAACUGCGGCGGAGCUGCAAGCGGAUGCCCAAGCUGCUAGUGCUGGUGCUGCUGCCGGUGCCGGUGCCGUGGCGGCGCCUGGAGCAGCUGCACUGAGUCCGCAGCCGCCAGCGCCGCGCACCGAGCCGCGCCCGCCCCUGGGGGGUGAGGCGUCACGACUGCGGCUGCCGAUGUCAGCGCUGAGCGCGGCUGCCGCGGGCAAGGCUUCGUCCACGCCUGCUGCCGGAGGCGCCGGUGGGCGGUAGCUGCUGGCUGGGCUUGACUUGAAUGUCCAGGCAUAUAGCAUCUGAACUGCAACUUUUGGGGAGUCAUUGAAAGCUCCCUUCACGAGCUGAGGCGGCUUUACCACGGCAUUAACAGCGACAUCACUGUCACAUGCAUCCUGCACUCACCAUACUUGUGGUACUAUAGGCCUGGUAAGUGCCUUGGUACUUGUAAUUCAUGAUACGAUAGUAUUACCUUGACUUGCUAUCAUGAGUCCUUCGUAUACCGCUUCAUUGCACACCUGGGACAAUUCCCGGUUUGCGUUGCUCAUUAUUCAUCAGGUGAUCAGGUGUGUCGGCGGGCACAUCGUGGAAGGUUGCGCGGAGGGCUUUGGCCAGGGGUGCAGCAAGAACUGGAUACCGCGCGCCGUGCUGUGCCGGUCGCAUUUGCCCGCGGGUGUCGGAUGAGUUGCAGCUGGUUGCCGGUUUUAGUAUGACGAGCAGGAUGCCACAACCUUUUGCAAUAGCAUUGGCCUGCUGCAAAUCAUGUACGGUGCGCAUCCAUUUGUAUGCGUAAUACUUGCGCUCUAACAGCUGAAGUGGUGCACGGGGUUCAUGUCAAGCAUGGCAUCGCCAAUUAGCGCCGACUUGCAGCUGCUUGCGGGCGGAAAGGAGGGGGAGUAGGAGGAGCGGGCGGCGCAGUCCGCCGUGGCGGGAUGCCACGCAGGCUGUGCUUCAUGGGCCGGCUGCAUGGGGCUCGUAGCACGGGCCUUGGCGCACAACGCCCGACCCUGUGUUGUUGUUAAGAGCUGUCGCAGGUCCAUUUCAGUAGAGUGCCCGAACGCGUUGGAUGCGACAAGACAGGGCAAGGGGCAGAUUGGCGUAAUCCCGUAGUGUGCAGACCUAAUGCGUUGGGUAUGACCCCAGUCGUGUCAUUCUGCCGGUUGUGCACGUCUCCACCACCGGUCCCUC
Molecule: messenger RNA, 4529 nt
Organism: Chlamydomonas reinhardtii
Lineage: Eukaryota; Viridiplantae; Chlorophyta; Chlorophyceae; Chlamydomonadales; Chlamydomonadaceae
Exons: 8
Coding region: 219-3599 (1126 amino acids)
Molecular function (GO): calcium ion binding
Source: RefSeq, a predicted model, not a curated record